Zea mays is the source of this 2889-nucleotide messenger RNA. RefSeq lists its product as uncharacterized. The record is from RefSeq and is a predicted model, not a curated record. The coding region runs from base 2241 to 2873 and encodes 210 amino acids. Lineage: Eukaryota; Viridiplantae; Streptophyta; Magnoliopsida; Poales; Poaceae. The transcript has 3 exons.
AUACUCCAGAAACAUUGUUAAAUCAUGUUUUUGAGAACCUUCGGAAGCCGAAGCCCCCAACACCAGCCAAACCAAUAACUACCACAGGGCUGAUGGUCAGAACACUGGCAACUUCCUUACGGUAUGCUACUUUAUGUUCUUUCAUUUCACAUAGGCUUUUUACAUAUUAAGUGUUGCUAUCAUCCAUUGACUAGCUGAGUGCCACUUCCUUACGGUAUGAUACUCAAAAUUGAUCUUCAGUUCCUCACUCAUUGUUUUGUUAGCACCAUAUAUUGAAUAUUGCAAUUUUGGCAGCCCUUAAUAGAGCUUCCAGAAAAGAAAUGCAAGCGAUGUGGUUUGUAUGAGGAGGGCACAUUUAAUCCUGAUGCUGACUUCGAUGAAGGGGCACAUUUAACAUAGCAAGUGAAGGUUUGGAAACUAAGAAGACAUCAAUUGCUGUCAUCAUAGUAGUUAGUGUUCUUGCUUCAGUCCUUGUCGUCACUGCCUUGUUCGGGGGCUUCAGGUACUGGCAGAAGAAGAAGAGGGAGAGAGACCAGGUGCGGUUCCUCAAGCUCUUUGAAGAGGGAGAUGACCUUGAAGAUGAGCUGGGCCUUAGUAACGAUUUCUAAAAUAGUGCAUGCAGUCUUUCUUCCGAUGUUUUCAGAUGUAGUUUCCAUGUAUGCUGUAUAGAAUGUGAAUCCUGUGAAUACUGAAAUGUACCAUUUCUAAGUGCCAUUCGUUUCAGUUUUUUUGUUUUUUAUUCGUAAGUGCCAUUAGUUAAAUAGAAUUGUGCUCAGUUACUAAUGAACAAACUUGACUAGUGCAAUGGUAACCACUCCCUACUUUGAACCUUAGCGUCUUGGGUUUGAGCUAUGCGAUAGUCAUAUUUUUUUGUGUUUGUUGACAUUUUUCAAUCUUUUUUGUAUUUUUCUUUUAUUUAUUUAGAUGUAUAGUACUAGUUUCUCCAAAUCUUUAGAACUAGUUUAACUAUUAAUGUAAUUACUUGUUAUUUUACUAAAGAAUAAGUGGUAAAAAACCGUCUGUAGCUAGAAAAAUCUAAAAACUUGCAUGUACACUUCAUUUUGGUGUACAAUGUUGACAAAAAAAAUUCAAUUUAUUCUGACAAAGUGGUGACAUACAUCCUCAGAAAAGGCAUACAUCUCUCACAUAGAGCCUAGUUACUCAGUGAGAUAUGUUCAUGCUUGUGAUGGAUCUAUACUCCCACUUUAUCCAAAUCAUUUCAACUUUAAUGGGAUGUUUAUUGAACCAACCUAUGAUGUUGUGUGCAUUUAUGCAUUUUCAGACCUAGUUUACCAAUUACUGUAAUUAUUUGAUGCAUUUCUUAAAGAUAUUUCUUACAAUACCAUAACCUAGCUAUAAAAAUCUAAAAACUUGCUUGCACCAUUCAUUUUGGUGUUCAAUGUUGACAAAAAAGUUUCAAAUACUUCGGACAAAGUGGUGACACACAUCCUAAGAAUGGUAUAUAUCUCUCAUAUAGAGGCUAAUUACUAAGUGAGAGAUGCUAUUGCAAGUGAGAGAUGUAUAGUACCACUAUGUUAAAAUUAUUUCCAAACAUUAUAUAACAUGAUCAUAAACCAAACUAAUGUGUCCAUGAAUAGAUAAUUGCAAAAAAAAUUAUAGAGAGAAAUUGAAAACAAAGAAUAAAUAAAAAAGGUGGGCAAAACAAAAAAUGUCUCCUUAUGGGCUUGAACCUAGGAGCUCGAUCUCAUAGUUAGCAGGUCAGACCAUCAGGCUAUUCAUGUGUUUUCAAUAUGUACCCAGCGCUACUAUAUUUAAAUGCAUUAGCCUCCGGAUUGCCAAACAAAUUAGGCGCCAAAAAAUAUUUUUCUGCGUCGUCACUAAAAAACGCCGCCUGGGACACCAUUUUCUCCCCCACUCAUCCUCUUUCUCCCCCACUCUUCUUCUUUCUCCCCCACAAGUUUCUCCAACCCUAAUCGCCGCCGUCGGGACACAACCGCCGUCGACAACCUGCCUCCUCGACCAGGUACCUCACCGCCGCCGCUAGGACACAUCCGACGUCGAUGACCUACCUCCUCGACCAGGUACCUCACCGCUGCCCCCUUACCUCUCAUCGCGUCGAUGAGUUGUGUCAUCGCCGACUUCACUCGCCGCAUCCCGCUCUAUCUCAUUGCCAUUCGCAUUUCUCUCGCCCCUUCCACCUAACACGCCCCAUCCACAUUUCUCUCGCCAACCCCUAAACCCUAACCAUCACUGGAUUUGGGUCAUCGCCGACGACCUUGAUGGUGAACACAAGGAGGCAAAACAGUCAGAAAGGUCCACAACAAGAAGAAGUUCAACAUGAGAUAACUGAUUAUGAGAGAAGACGGGAUAAACAAGUGGAGGAGAAUAUAAAGAAGAUGCAAGAUUUGGGUCUGAAUAAAUAUACUUCUGUUCUAAAUAAAUCUUUACCACCAUCUGCAUCAACAAAGGGGAACAAUGCAGCAAACAAGAAAACUAAUAGUUCAGAUUCGGAUUCAUAUGUCUCUGAUUAUCUCCUUGACGAUGAUGAUCAAGGAGAUCCUGAUGAUGAUGACACUGAAUCUUAUGAGCAGCCACAACCCCUGGCAAUUAAGUAUCCUAGAAGUGCUACAAACACAACUCGUGCUUCAAAGAAGAAGACAAACCCCAACAUGGCUCCAGGAAUUAGGUUCAGCAAGACAGUGAGGGCAGGUCCACAACUAGAGGAGCAACCUUCAAAAGGCUUCAGUCUACAGAGACAGAUGGCCACAAUGUACAGGAACCAACAUAUGCUAAUGAUGACAUACCAAACAGCCCUACUACACUUGGACUUGUUGAUCAUUUCAGCAGAGCUGCAGAGGAAGACAUGGCAUCCGCUGCUCAUGAUAGUACAGGUGAUGCUGAAGGCAAUGUAGCUAGAGAUGAAGAAAC